This is a messenger RNA of Mycena indigotica, 1182 nucleotides long. Its product is annotated as FAD-binding PCMH-type domain-containing protein. Bases 1 to 1182 code for a protein of 393 amino acids. The transcript is spliced from 13 exons. The record is from RefSeq and is a predicted model, not a curated record. Lineage: Eukaryota; Fungi; Basidiomycota; Agaricomycetes; Agaricales; Mycenaceae.
AUGAUACCUCGAUACAGCAACAAGCUCGUUGAAGAAUGCUGUUCCCCCUCCUGUAACAAGACAAAGACUGAAUACGGCGGUAAAUUGAGGGCGUGUGCCGCUUGCGCUGUGGGAGGUAAAGGCAUGACAGUUUAUUGUAGCACCCAGUGCCAAAAAUCGGAUUGGCCGCGACAUAAACCGGAAUGCAAACAACGGCGCGAGGAGAAGUCUGCUCUGCCACCAGAUGCCAGCAAGGCAAUUGAAGAUAUAGUUAUUUGGGACAGAAGACAUCGCAAGAAGCUUAUUGCCGCUGCCAUCUCUGCGCUGGACUUGUGCCACUAUCCUGAGAACGCGGAUGACUAUGUAUUUAUUGUCCUCCUUUUUGAGACGCCUGGAGCGAAACAAAUACUGAGGGACACCAAGACCGAAGGCAAUCCACGCGAGUAUCAAAGAAUCGGCCAGGAGCGAGCCAAAGAAGUGGGUGGGCCUGCUGCAUUCUCGUUCCAGAUCGUCGAAUUUGCGCCCCACGCGAACUCCUGGAAUACUUUCCAAACGCCAAUGUGGCCAAAGGAGCUCCAUGGGUACCGAGCUGCGGGUUUCCUUACGACAAAUUGGCAUGAAGUGCUGCUGGCAAGCUGUGCAUUUCCGCCAGUACCGAUCCCGGAAAACGAGAGCCUAUACCGCCGAUGGCAUGUCAACUUGAAAGCUCUGAAGGGCUGGCGCGACCUGCACAUGGAAGAGAUUCAGUCGGCAGCCAUUGACGCACUUUCGCUUGCUGAAAACCCAUUAGGUGGACGCCAACAAAUUUUGUUAUUGUAUCUCCGUAGUACCGGUAUAUCGCAUGUCUCUCAGCUCGUCCACGUUGUCGAUGCUUUCGUAUACGAUUUGGAAGUGGUCGAUGUAAUGUUUCGUGGUUUAGAUAUGCUGCAAGCGAUCAAGUCUGUCGUCAACGGUCGACCCGACACUGACGUCCGUGGAGCAGCGGACCCCGCGCCCUGCGUUGUCUGCCAAUUGAUUGACCCAGUUGACAGUAUCGCCAAGGCCCCGGCGUUCACAGUACGUGUCGAACUGACAGAAGAACGACUCAGUCGGUCAAGAGCGUACGGAUGGAAGGAGCGACUGAUUGAGGGUCUUGGCGCAGGGGAUGUGAGGCCAAACUUGAUUGGUAUGGACCCCGCUAUGAACGCCAUAUUCAUGUGUUGA